This is a messenger RNA of Cyanidioschyzon merolae strain 10D, 2556 nucleotides long. RefSeq names its product similar to small conductance mechanosensitive ion channel. The record is from RefSeq and is a predicted model, not a curated record. The transcript has a single exon. Gene Ontology annotation, biological process: transmembrane transport. Lineage: Eukaryota; Rhodophyta; Bangiophyceae; Cyanidiales; Cyanidiaceae. Gene Ontology annotation, cellular component: membrane. The coding region runs from base 1 to 2556 and encodes 851 amino acids.
AUGGAGGAACCUACAGUGCGGCAAGGCCGUGUUCGUCAGCAGACGAGUCGCUGCGGUUUUACGCUCGUAGCGCUGGGUGCGCCAACUCGAAAGACGACGUUCAUCGAGGAAAAGCCGUCCAGUGCCUGGGCGUUGCCAGUGCGGUUUGGGUCCUUCGACGCUCGUUGGCGGUGCGUCAGCGGGAGAAAGAGGCUGCGGGUUAGCGCAGUGAACGCUCGAAGGAGCGUGCUCUCACUGAGCUUUGUAGCGCUGCCAGCGUGGGACGCUGCCUUCGUGGAGGCUGUAUUUCUCCACGCAAACGCCGGCUCUGUUCGAAGUUACGAAGAGGAGUACGUCGCUCGCGAACGGAUUCGGUCUCUUGAGAAAGCUGACAAGGCUCUAUCGGGUAAUCCUGCUGAACAGUCAGCGAGCGGCAGCGCUACACUGCCGAAUUUGAACUUGGAGGAGGCGCGAAGUGCGCCUCGGCGCCCUAUUCGCCUGCGAAUACCGCGCUGGGGUAUGCCAAGAAGGUCGUCGCUACCAGUCGAGCCGGAGCAAAGCACACCUGGGCAACUGAAAGCAACGCAGCAACUGCGGGAAGGUACGGACCCAAUCAGAGACCAGCGCAGCAGCUGGCAGGACAGGGGCUCGAUCCUUGCGGAUAAGCAAAUGGUUCCACCUGAUCUUUUACCAGACGCUGACCCAGAAGGUGCGAACAGCGAUGGCUCUGGUUCGGGCGUCCAUGAACUCCCUGACUCUCUCAGUCCAGAGAGCACGUUCGAGCACCCUAUGCGUCUGCAUGAGCGAAUCCGUGCCCUGACUGCGCCGGUUAUGGGUUGGCUCUGGUAUAUGCUAUUUUCGCGCAACUGGAGUGCUUUUUUGUCACGACUGAGCCUCGUUGUCGCACUUUUGAUUCUUCUGCGGUAUGGUGUGAACCGCUCACUUCGCUGGCUCUACAAGCGCUUCCAGUCGGUCGACCCCAAAGGCACGACGCUCCCUUUCGAGGAUUCAGUCUUCGAAAGCAUGCAGCGACCGCUUGAGAUCUUUGCAGUGACUCUACUGGGAACCUACAUGGCGGAAGCGGUCUCGCGUCCUUUGGCAGCGACUGGCAUUAUCAAGUACCUGCACCCGCUGCGUGAGCUCGGCAUUAUCAUCGCCACAACCAUGUUCGUCCUGCGAUGGGUGAACAAGAUCCGCCUCCGCUUCCUGCGAGCGCCAGAGUCGCAACGGCGGGGUAUCGACCAGGCCCAAGUGGACGCUGUGAGCCGCAUCGUGAGUGUAGCCACUGUCGUUGUCGCACUGCUGAUCAGUUUGGAUACAUUUGGCGUGAACAUACAAGCCGUCUUAGCCUUCGGUGGUAUCGGUGGUGUCGCAAUCGGUUUCGCAGGUCGCGAAGUCAUUUCGAACUUUUUCUCGGGAUUCAUGAUCUAUUUAACCCGUCCUUUUACGGUGGGUGAAUGGAUUCGCAGCAUCAACGAAGACGACCCCAUCGAUGGCUUUGUCGAAGACAUUGGCUGGUAUCUGACAAGAGUGCGAACCUGGGAGAAGCGUCCUCUGUACAUUCCGAAUUCAAAAUUUUCCACCUUGAUUAUUGAGAAUCCCUCACGGAUGACGAAUCGUCGAAUCAAGAAAACGCUCCACUUGCGCAUUGAGGAUAUGCAUGUCGUCAAGACCGUGGUGGAUGAGAUCCGUACGAUGCUCAUGUCGCAUCCGGAUCUGGACCCCAAGCAGCACCGAAUGGUUUAUGUGGAAGGCUUUACGGAAUUCAGCUGUAAUAUCUGGUUGAGCUGCUACACAAAACAGGUUUUCCUUGAGUCGUACAUGAAAACGCAGCAGGAUAUCAUGCUGAAAAUCCAUGAAAUUCUGCGAAAACAUGGGGCCCGCCUCGCUACAACGCUGGUUCGUGAUCUUCGCGACGGAACCAAUCCCGAUAUCUACGGAGCCGGUGCUCGUUUGCGACCCAUGGAUAUGGAGCAGGAGUACAGAGCUGGCGCGGCACCUGUGGAGUAUCACUUGAAUCGCACUGGGGCUCCGGUUCCCGAGCUUGGGCGCGAUCGCCCAGCGCCUCCGAUGGAGGCAACAGGUCCGUCGACGUGGGGCGAGGCUGCCACGAAGAACGUCUCGCCUGGUUCUACAACGACUGCUGGUUACACUAGCGGAUCUGGUACCUCCGAAAGCGGCUCGGAAUCGUCCGUGGACAGAGCAUCGAGCAAGAAAUUGCGCGAUAUCGGCCAGGGUGGCAACGGCAGUCAUGGCUACGUCCGAGAGCCCAAGAGCCCUGCGGGCGCUCUUGGUGGCGUCGCUGCACCCAGCACUGGUGGUGGGGGCAACACCGCCACCGGCGGCUCGAAUGGGUCAGGGAAUGGUGCCGGUGGUGUGACCGCAAAGCGCAGCGAGGCGUCGACGCCCCCCGGGGGCGAAGCGCGCCCCAGGAGUGUGACGACGACGCAACAAGGCAUGAUCAUUCGCGGCGAUACCUCGACGAGCGCUGCCUACGGGAAUACCAACGAGGAGGAAACAGCCCGGGCAGGUCGCCGAUCGGAGGAUGUGAGCGACAAGCCUUCAAAGGGCUCGUAA